Magnolia sinica is the source of this 2367-nucleotide messenger RNA. RefSeq names its product phytochrome A-associated F-box protein. NCBI's taxonomy places the organism in Eukaryota, Viridiplantae, Streptophyta, Magnoliopsida, Magnoliales, Magnoliaceae. The transcript has a single exon. Gene Ontology annotation, molecular function: protein binding. Bases 1223 to 2236 code for a protein of 337 amino acids. The record is from RefSeq and is a predicted model, not a curated record.
AACUCACCAGGAUGAAAUGAAAGAACAAAAAUCAGACCGAUCCAUAUAUCAGGAUAGCCAUACUAUGUGAACAUGGAUGUUUGAGGAUCAUUUUACACUGUUCCCAUUAGUGUGACACGUAAUAAUUUUAUAUGAGGAUGAUGAUAUUUUAUAUUUACAGUUAAAAUAAUUAAAAUAAUCUGAUGAAAGGAGUGGAUUUUCAUAUAAAAUAUGGUGGGAACCACAUAUGUUGGGCGUUAUACGCAGGUGUUGUCCAAUGAUUCCGGUCCCCAUCGUAUCCUCUGUUUGGCCCCAAAAUUCCUCCAUCCACGCCAGCCAGCCACUGCCCCAAAAUGGAAAAUUGCAUGUGACGAUUUAUUCGAUACUCUGCAAGAGUACGGUAAUCCAUACACAAGCGCACAGUUUCUGUAUACGUCGCACACCCAUGUUCCAAUCCCAGCCGUCCAAUUAGUGGGUCAGAAUGUGUAACGGUUAUAAGCCAAAAUCAUGUAAGACAUAUAAUUCUAACUGUCAGAUUGUUGGGUAUCAAAUGGGUGGUAGAAAAACGUUCAAUGAGCCAAAUAGUCAGAGAUCAGGAUCGUUUGAUGGUGUGUUGCCGUGUAUGAAUUCAGCCAGCCUGAGUAUCAAACAUGGUAUCGAGCUCUGCCAGAGUAGAAUGAGACUCCUCGCAAAACAAAAAACCCCAAUCCUUCCGAAGAGCAGUCCCAUCUCUCGCCCGAUGAGUACUUUCUUCCUACUUCAAUCCCAAAAACCCUACAAAAAAUCACCGUGAGAGAUCAAACAUCAUCCAUCUUCACAUCCCAACCAAACCAAUUUCAUAUUCUCGAAUACCAAUUAUCAAAAAAAAAAAAAAACUGAAAAAACCAGAUUCAAAAUCCCAAAAUGAAAUCGAGGUAAUCCAAUCCAUCUAAAUCUUACUUUGGCUUUUCUUCCCCUCAUUUUCAAACCCAUCAAAAUACCAGAAAACCCACAUAAAAGAAAAUCUCUAUCUUCUUUCCCUCUUCAAUCCCUCCAUUAAAAUCAUCAAAGAAAAGCCCUACCUACCCAGGAAAAAAACCCACAAAAGAACAAAAAAGAUCCUGUCUUUCUCCUUCUUUACUCUUAGCAAAGAAAACCCAGAAGCCAAAAUCCCCAGAAAAAUUCAAAAAAAAAAAACAAAAAAAAACCCCCAUAUUUCUCUCCCUCUCUCACCAGAAACAAAAAACCUAAAAAAAAAAAAUCCAUGGCAGAAACUGCCUUCUCGCGCCUCUCUGAUGACGUCGUCCUCAACAUCUUCCUCAAGCUCGAAGACGAUCCCCGCAACUGGGCACGACUUGCAUGCGUCUGCACCAAAUUCUCCAGUCUCGUUCGCAACGUCUGCUGGAAGAACAAAUGCUCCGAGACCAUCCCUUCUGUCGUAUCCGAUCUCCUCGCCGCAGGUGGCUGCGGUCCUUACACACCUGCUGCUGAUCCCCCCGGCGGCUGGGCUGCUCUCCACAAGCUCUCCAUCUGCUGCCCAGGCCUCCUCCAUGCUGGCAUCCUUUUGGAGAAUUCCGACUUCGGCCUUGAGCGCGAGAUUGGCCCCGAUGAGAAUUACCGCAGAAUUGAAACAAGGACCCCGCCCCUCCCGUCUUCUUCGGGCCCACCAGCUUCCCUUCAAUCUGCUCUAGUAAGUGCAAUCCAGUCUUCUGAUUCAGGUUGGUCACUUUUUGAUGAUCUUUAUUUCGAUACUGUCUACGACGAUUCCGAGUCUCACACCGCCGCCGCCGUUGGUACAACGGCAGCGGACGAGAUUGAGAGGGCUGUCAUCGAGGUAGGCCACGAGAUCUCAGUUACUAAUAAGAGAAGGAAGCUAUGUCAGGCUGUCGAAUCGCAUUUAGCCUCCGGGGCUUGGAAUCUGAGCCGGGAGCAAGGGAACAAGCUGCUUGCCAGCCGGUUCCGGGGUGACUGCUUGUAUAUCUGUGAUUGGCCUGGAUGCGUCCACAUGGAGGAGAAGCGUAAUUACAUGCUUUUCCGGGGUGUUUUUAAGAAUUUCAAGCGGUCGAGGGUGUGGAGGACCAUCAACGACACGAACCGGAAUAAGAUAACAUUGGAUUGCGCAUUCUGUUCUUGCAAGGAGACGUGGGACCUGCACUCCGCUUUCUGUUUGAGGCGGGUUUUUGGGUACCAUGAUGACGGCGAGCCCGUUGUUCGGGCAUAUGUUUGCGAGAACGGGCAUGUUUCGGGGGCAUGGACAGAUAGGCCGAUGUACACAUAAAGUAAAUUUGCCCAAUUUUGUGGGUAUUUUAGCUGUCGAAUGGUAUUUCUAUUAGCUAUGUGUGGAACUAUUGUAUGACUUGUUUGUGAGGUUUGUUUAUUCAUGCUGGUAAAGAACUGAAGAUUUGUUGA